Messenger RNA from Closterium sp. NIES-67, 3988 nucleotides. Lineage: Eukaryota; Viridiplantae; Streptophyta; Zygnematophyceae; Desmidiales; Closteriaceae. The record is from the annotation of a GenBank genome assembly.
ACACAAUUUUGUCAAAACUGCCCAUUUUUUUAACAUUUCAAAAUGUGACCGAUUGGAUGGGUAUGAGCUGGCGCAAUUGCGCAAAUCGACGGGUAGGAUUGAAGGGGAAAAACCUUCUGAAACCUUCUAGAAACUUAAUCGUACUAAAACUGCCUUGGAAGUCGGCGGAUGUCGACGAUGUUUGUCGACAUCCCACUUUGGACACCCCUCAGGUGACAGUGAGCUAGGAGACAAUAUCUACGAUUUUACCGAGGACGGUUCAUCGUCGCACGAAGUAGUCUAGGAGGCGAAAGUGGAACAUUCGUCAAAUGAGAGAUGGUGCAGCCUUUUCCGACGUAGACGUAUUGCGAGCGGAAAGCGUGGAACAGAGCAGAUACAGCGGGUUGGAAGGACCUUGUAGCAUAGACGCUCGCACGGAGAACGAGAGGAAGGUCUUUUUUACGGAGUACUGAGGCUGAUUCGAAUAGACUCUGCUCGUUCAGUCGUUGAAACGCUCUCUACAGGGAUGCGGCUUUUCAGAGGCUAAACAACCGUCUGAGCUGACGAAUCAGGGGCCUUGCAACGAGAGAAGUGCGGAUAGCCACGGAUUUCGGCGCGUAGUCCUGCAGUUGGUGGCCGAUUCAACAACCAAGGGCACAGCCGAAAGUUGCGACAUGGUGUUUUGAAAACACCACCGUGCCACCUCUUCCGUGUCUCUCUGGAACGGCGUCAUGAGGGGGUGGCGUAAUGCUUGAGGCUCAUAAGCGUUUGUCAUAUGAACGAAGGCGCUGGUCACAGGCGCGUGAGCCAGGCGUAACGUCAUGAACCCCGCCGCUUCUGAGUUCCUUCAUCGGACCAGAGACGGAGGUGCCGUCCCCAUGAUCGACGGCCGACAAGGGCUGAUGGACGAUCAUCGUGGAAUAAUCAACGGCCAAGAGCCAAUGAUCCGUCGCGACUGGCAAGCAGGCGGUGCAGCAGCUGCAGCGGGUGCAGCAGGAGGAGUAGUGGGUGUGGUAAGAGGAGCGCUAAGUGCGGGAGGAGCAUUAAGCGCGGGUCGAUUGGCGGGGGAAGGUGUCUUGUGGAGCAGGUCGUAUGUGCGAUGGCUGGCCUCGUUAGGGUCAGGAAUGAGGCGGUUCAUAGGCGGGUGUAUCUCCGCUGCAGCCAUACCUGGCACGCGGUGUAUACCCGAUAUAGGGAGGAUGAGGAAGUGCAUGUCGGACCCGUUGAAGGUGACCAACUGGGUGAUGGCGGGAAUCGAUGGGCUCGUCUGGAUCGUCGCUCUGGUUCAGCUCAUACGGAUCUGUCGGCACGUGCGGAACGGCAAGUGGACACGGCAAAAGGUCUUCCACACCAUGGUCUUUGCUGCUAACCUAGGCUACAGUGCCUAUUUCCUCGUCAACCCCUUCGCCUCCUGCUCGGACUGGCUCUGCUGGUCGCAUGCCUGCGGAUUCAUUGCGCUCGCCAUUCCACAAAUCAUUUUCCUUGCGACGUUCCUGCUCCUCCUAUCGUUCUGGAUCGACCUGUGCCAUCAAGCGUCGGACAGCACUGAGGAGGAGGAGGAGGAGGAGGAAGACGAGGAGGACCUGGAAGCAGCAGCAAGGGGAGGCAGAAUUGAUGCCUACGGUGUCAGCGGCAUGGGCAUGGGCAUGGGCAUGGGCAUGGGCAUGGGCAGGAAUGGCCUUCUCAGGCAUAAAUCCGACCCCAUACCGCCCGUGCUGCAGCCAGCGCAGCAGAAAAGCUCAUCCCGUCAGUAUCAGCAGCAGCAGAGUGUUGCUAGCAGUGCCCCACCGCAUGCAGCGAGCGGUCUCGCUGGAACCACAACCAGAACUGCCGCUGCAACCACUGCCAGCAGCAGCAACGCCACUUCCUCCCUGACCUCCCCGAUCGCAUCGUCCCGCUCCCUCUCCCCGGAUCAAUCAGAAUCCAGCAGCAGCAUGAGCACCUCCCCCUCAUCCCACUCGCGUGCCGAGAUGACCAAGCAUCCACAAACGCAGGGGCAGGGGAUGGGAUCAGGGAAGGGAGGCGAGGGCCCUGGUGGGGCAGCGAGGGGCAGUGGGGGGGGGGGCAGAGGGGCAGGUGGGAGUGUGAGCAAGGGCGGGUGGGGCAGCGUUGGGCCGUCGACCCUGCAGCAGCCGCUGUUGGAUGCUGCUGCUGGAGUGAUGGGCGGGGCUGGCAGACAGGGGGGAGGAGGGAGAGGAGGGGGUGGAGGCGGGGGAGGUGGGGGAGGAAGAGGAGGAGGAAGAGGAGGAGGAAGAGGAGGGAUUGGGAGCAGUGCGGCGAGUGAUGGGGCGAGGACCCCUCGGUUCCGGUGGCAGAAGCUGAGAGUGAAGGGCAGGCAGCGCAUCGUGCUGGCGGUGGUCUCCUUCAUCUCGCUCCUCACGGCAGUCUUUGCAUUCCUCAUUUGGUACGGCUUCGGAGACAACCCCAUUGACCCCGCCCUCAUGGCUCAGAUGCAUGCUGACUUCUUCGCUGUGGCUACACUGCUAUCAGGUGGCGGACUUGCGUUCUACGGGCUGCUGCUCUUCUCCAAGAUGUCCGUGCUAAGGGCAGGGCCCAGCGCUGCUGACCUCAGCAAGAUCGCCUGGCUGGCCGGGAUGUGCCUGCUCUGCUUCUCCCUUCGAGCCUUCAUUGUCCUCGCCAAGUACAUUCCUCCCAUCCUGAAUCUGUCCUUUCGAGACAAGCACGGCCGCCUGCUGCCCUUCUGGUUCCUCGUCUACCAUUGCGUAGGCGAAACAGUCCCCUCAGCGAUGGUUCUCUUCAUCCUCAAAGACCUCCCUCCCAAAUCCCGCCAACCCCCCCACGCCUCCCUCUCCUCCUCCGCCCCCUCCACCCCUUCCUCGCGUCACAGCACUAGACCCCCCUCCUCCCGCUCUCGCACCCCCAACCUCCCCACCUCCACCCCUUCCAUCCACCCAUCCUCCAUCUUCAUCCCUCCUGCCCCCGGCGGGCAAUUCCUCUCGUCACCCAUUGACCCAGCUGCAGCAGCAGCAGCUUUCCUUCUCCCUGGUGCAGCCGCCGCCGCCGCUGCUGCUGCUGCUGCUGCUGCUGGCGAUGGCGGUGGCGGUAGUGGUGGUGGGGGUGCUGGUAGGGGGGUUGGCGUUGGUGGUGGGGAUGGAGUAGCAGCAAGCACUAGACCUGGUACCCGUGCCAGCAGUGGCGGCGUUGCUCGACUCCCUCCUCGCCUCCUCCCUCCUCUCCUACCCCAGUGGGUUGUUCCCCCCGAAGGGGAGCCGUACUCUGUGCUCCCCCCUGCUGCUGCUGCCGCUGCCAAUUCCUUUGCCGCUUUGGCUGCGGCUGCAGCCGUGGCAGCAGCAGCAGAAGCAGCAGCGGCGGCAGCAGAAGCGGAGGAGCAAGGGAGGAGGAAAGGGAGUGGGAAGGGGAGAGGAAGAGGCAAGGGGGUAGGGGGAGUAGGAGCAAGAGGCGAGGCAGCUCCAGUGACAGAAGGAAGUGAACGAGGAGAGAGGGGAGAAAGGGGGGAGAGAGGAUUGGGAGGAGCAGCAGGGAACCCUGCAGAGGGCGCGGCUCUUGAGAGAAGCAAGGCAAAGAAACCAUCAAGGCUUCGCAUGGCCAGCUAACUCAAGCAGGCUACACAAUCUGGGGCAUGUGCUCACAUUUUGAGGCAUGUGCUCACAAUCCGAGGCAGGUGAACCAUGCGCUGGAACUGGUAGUGAGUGAUUGCAUUACCGGUGUGAGACUGUGGCUCCAAGGAAGGUUGGCCAUGCCCUGUGGUGGGUACCUUGCUGUGCCUCGGCUGCCAAAAAUAGCUGGCGGCUGGUGCAGUGUGGUGAUGUGCGGUGCUGUGCUGUGCCGAGCAUUGGGCCAGUGCGGCUUCGUGGCACCUACGUAUCUAACCGAUGGAAAUAGGAAGUUUCUUCACCAAAACCGAAGCCCUGGUGGUGCAUGGCCCGAAACUAACCCCCUAUGCUUUUAGGUCACAAUCCGUUCGGUUGCAGGUUGAUUUGCACCCAUUUUUGCCAACUUAAUUGCACAUUCUAAAGAAGUCACCAGU